This is a messenger RNA of Drosophila ficusphila, 931 nucleotides long. RefSeq names its product C-type lectin 37Db. Gene Ontology annotation, cellular component: external side of plasma membrane. Gene Ontology annotation, molecular function: carbohydrate binding. NCBI's taxonomy places the organism in Eukaryota, Metazoa, Arthropoda, Insecta, Diptera, Drosophilidae. Bases 20 to 766 code for a protein of 248 amino acids. The transcript is spliced from 2 exons. Gene Ontology annotation, biological process: biological process involved in interspecies interaction between organisms. The record is from RefSeq and is a predicted model, not a curated record.
CUUAAUAUCUUCGAUGUAAAUGCAUUUAAGUCAGUCUGCUUUUGGUUCGCGAAUAGAGAAGAUCAGAGCAAUGAAGCAGAUUAUUAUACUAGUGGUAUUGUCGAUAUUCAUCAGGACAGCCUAUUCGGCAGAAUGCGUGGGAGAAGAAUGUCAAUCCCAGUGUGCAAGUUACUGCUUUGGAGUUUUGAAUCCUUGCAUGUCGAACCUGGCAAAUCUACAGAGAAGAACGGAAGCCUGUGAAGCAGCUGUUGCUAUAGCGAGAAUAGCUCUGAACGAUCGAAGACUAGAUACCUUUGCUUCUCCAUUAAACAUGCAACCUGAAAAGAAAAACACUUCACAACUGCUAUUAGAAGCCCAGCCCGAAGCCAGGAAAUUGGUUUUAAACGAUCAUUUUAAGCAACUGGGAAGCAAAUACUAUUAUAUCGAAAAAGAAGUGAAGCUUAAUUGGUACGAAGCUCUGGAGAAAUGCCAAAGAAUGGGUGCUCAUUUGGCCAGUUUGCAAAAUCAGGAAGAGUUGGAUGCCUUCAACACCCAAUUUGAUGGCCUGAAUCGCUACUGGAUCGACGUGACUAGUCAGUUUAAGGAUGACGAGUUUAUAUCUAUAACCAAGGGAUCAAAAGCUAAUUUCCUAAGUUGGGCAGAGGGUGAACCCACUAAGGAUGGAAAGUGUGUGGAUUUACAAACAGUUAAGGGAAAAACUACCAUGAACGAUAAUAUUUGCACAGUAAAACUUCUCUUCGUUUGCGAGAAACCUGUCCAACAAUAAAAAAGGAUUAGAGUUGCAUAAAUUGUAGAAAGUCAUUCUGUUCUUAAAGUCAAAAGCAAGCUUCCCUUUACAAAAUAAGACUAUAAAGAUUUAUUUCUAUUUGAAAAGAUAAACAAGUAUCCCCUGAUGUAUCAUUUCAUAUCACAAUACAUAAUCUAUAAUCAA